This is a messenger RNA of Alternaria rosae, 1269 nucleotides long. RefSeq lists its product as uncharacterized. NCBI's taxonomy places the organism in Eukaryota, Fungi, Ascomycota, Dothideomycetes, Pleosporales, Pleosporaceae. The record is from RefSeq and is a predicted model, not a curated record. The coding region runs from base 71 to 1144 and encodes 357 amino acids. The transcript is spliced from 3 exons.
AUAUCUAAAUGUCGCUAUAUAUAUACUUUGUUGAGAGUAAGACACUACAUGAGGUAUCUCGUCAGCGGCCAUGGUAGAUCAUACAGUUGAUGUUCCAAUGGCGGCAGUACUCAAGCCACCGUUUUCAUCGCGAUCUAUCCCUCUCGAGCCGCCAAUAGUGCCCAGCCCUAAAUCGCAGUCAUCUGGCUCACAAGGAGCAGUGAAUACCAAUCAGCCAGCUAUCCCCAACCCAACAGCAACGGGUGUGCAAUUACACCCAUUGGAUUCGCUUCCAACAACAUUCACACGAUGGCCUAUCAUGUCUUUGGUCGACAAUGAUCUGAAAACGUUCUUAAAAUGCGACUUGGAUCUCUCGCGUUUGGACGUAAUACAAGAGCAGCUAUGGAUGCCGUCAACUUCAAAGCGAGCAGCGCCAAUACACCGACAUCGAGUUUUUGGUUACAAUAUCCAUGGCGUACAGCAGAUGGAUCUGCAUCUCGUCAGAGACAGCGCUCCGCGAAAUCGGCUUAUGAUCAAACCUCUUCCAGAAUGGAUGCUCUCCCACGAAUUCUGGUCCAACCAUCUAUGUAACGACUAUUACGUGCACGCUUCAGCCUGUGGGUUCUUAUUGAGCUAUUUGUGGCUCAUUGAGACUCCAUUGGAUCUAAAAAUUGCGCAUGAGCACUCGCUGUUGCCGACAUUCAUCACGUGGUACUGGUGGAGAACGUUCGUGACGGAAGCUUCAGCAUUGCUAGACGUGAAUACACUAGACUACGUGAAGGUUAAUGAACGUUACAAACAUGGAGUUCUCCAACUUGAGCGACUCAACACCAUAUACCAACAACGUCCAGGACACCUCACAGCUUGCUACUUCCAUCCCACACGCCAUAAUACGUCGUUCGUGGCAGUGAACCUAAACUGGAUUAUAGGAGCCCCGUUUGUGUUCUUGACAGUGGUCUUAUCGGCUAUGCAGGUCGGAACGGGCUUGGACGGACUUGAGAAGAGUGAUCUCUUCCAGCGGGCGUCGUAUGUGAUGGUUUUGCUGUCGAUGAUAUGUGUCGCGGUAUUGUUGGUCGUUCUGUUUGUCGAGUUCGGGCUUGCCUUUUGCUAUAACAUCGUACUUAGCUUCUUCAAAGUAAGGGAAGCGCGCAAAGAUCUAGAAUGAAGACAGCACAACUAGAACAUGAUAGUUAGAGAUAUAAAAGGAGGGCCAUCCUGAUUUGGAUAAGAUGAGAAAGAGGAGCAAUCUUCGUUGUAUAGUGCAGUGACUCACGGCUGUCAAAGUCUCAC